Messenger RNA from Zonotrichia leucophrys gambelii, 2183 nucleotides. RefSeq names its product tetratricopeptide repeat domain 29 (gene TTC29). Gene Ontology annotation, molecular function: protein binding. The transcript is spliced from 11 exons. The record is from RefSeq and is a predicted model, not a curated record. Gene Ontology annotation, biological process: cilium movement. Bases 372 to 1913 code for a protein of 513 amino acids. NCBI's taxonomy places the organism in Eukaryota, Metazoa, Chordata, Aves, Passeriformes, Passerellidae. Gene Ontology annotation, cellular component: sperm flagellum.
GGGCACAAUCCAGCUGCCCUGGGACAGCCCUGCUUAAGCAGGGAGGUUGGACCAGAUGACCCACUGUGGUCCCUUCCAACCCUAACCAUUCUGUGAAAGAAGAAAACCUGCUCGCUGCAGGUGACCCUUUAGCAUCUGCGAGACUGCCCACGCUUCCCUAGAUGUCCGCACGAUCCUGGCUCUUUGCUUACCAGCUGUAGGAAGUCUCUCAGCUUUCAGGGACGCUCCUGUUUGAGGCAGCUCGUUCGGAGCCCACCUGAGCUCCUGGGAAGCGCACCAACUCCUCGGGCCGAGCCGAUUCCUCGCAGCCCCCGCGCUUCCCAGGGUCUAACCCGACUUCAGCGCCUCCCGAGCCCCCGGGAAGGGGUGUUAUGGUCCGUGAGAGCUCCGGGAGCCCGGCCCUCAGCGCCGCCCGGCCCCGUCGCCAUGGUGAGGCCGCGGCGUCCCGUGAAGGGCCGGGCCGGGCCGGCGGAGAGAGCUCGUCCUGCGGCCUCACCAUGAGCCCAGUGCAAAUGAAGGUGUUGCCUCAAGCAGUCCUCCAAAGCCCAGGGGAGCAUCCCAAGUUCAUGGAGCAGCCUCUUUGCCCCCCAUUAGAGUUUGCAAGGAUUCAUUUGAUCAAAGACAAAGAUGCCAUAGAUGAUUAUUUGGCGAAGAAUAUCAAAGGGGUGUCAGCACAAGAAGCCGCAGCUUACAGGAAUUCAUACAAGAAGAACAUCUGCAUAGACAUGCUGCGCCGGGGUUAUCACAAGUCCUUCUCUGAGCUCCUCACUCUGAUCCAGAAGUGGAAUGCCUUCAGGGAGGCUGCAGGGCCUGGGUCAGCCAUAUGGCAUGAGAAGUCCCUGGAGGAGCAGCCUGAUAAGCUGGAUCAGCUUUCCCACUUCCUGACCGGGGCUGAGGCAGCCCGGCGAGCAGGGCACUAUGAGAAGGUGUAUGAUAACCAGCUUAGCUUGGCCUGCUUUUUCAAUGACCCUGAGGACAAAUGGUUGAGUAACUACUUCUAUGAGCAAAGCUAUCACACAGCUCAAUUAGUAGAAAUUGAUGGUGGGAAGAGAAAGGCACAAGGAUAUCUAACCAUGGGCCUCCUUGAAGAGGAAGAAGGUCAUGUCACGAAAGCUGCUAAGCAUUUUGAAACCUUUUAUGAGCUAACAGAGGGCACAUCCUGGGAGGAUGAGACAGGCCGCACUUACACUUCACUGGCAUGUCAGCAUCUCUGGAGAAUUUAUACAUUGCUAGCAGACAAAAUGCUGGAAAAUAAACAACACCAAGAGGCCAUCAAAAUGCUAAUAAAAGCUUUAAAGAUGGCCAAAGAAGGAGGUGAUAUAAAGAUGCAUGGAGAAGCAGUCUAUUGCUUAAGUCUGGCAUAUCAUUUUUCUGGAGAAAAUGAUACAGCAUUAGCAGUUUUAAACACCUCUGUAGAAAUCUUCACAAGCCUUUGUGAUUCUGCUGGCCUGGGCAGAGCAUAUGCAGCUGUAGCCAAGAUCCUGGCAAGUCAGAGAAAAUCAAGUGAGGCUGUGAAGUACUUGGGAGAGUUUAUGAAGGAUGCUGAGAGUGCUAAUCUAGGCCAAAGCCUGGUGGAUGCAAAUGUCCUACUUGGAAAAGUUCACAAUGAAAGAGGGAACUAUAACGAAGCUCUGGAACAUUUCAGUCAGGCCUCUGAGGCAGCGAAAGCUUUGAACAAUUUGCCCUUGGUGGCUGAAACAGAGAGUUACUGUGGCAUUGCCAAGGCUCAUCAGCUGAUGGUGCCGUUCAACAGCCACGUAGCAGCAGCAGCCGAUCCGCUCAGCCUGCAGUGCCUGCUGGCAUGGAAGCAAAACAGAAGUGACAUGUGCACUGACCCUCUUCCAGGCGAAGCUAUAACUAAGGGAAGAGAGUACAAAAAGCAUCAAUCUUCAACUAGAUCAAAUGAUCAAUAAAACCCACUCAAAUUGCAACCAGCAAACAUUCUGCUCAAGGAGACUCUGCUUCAGAAAAAUGACUUCAUCACAGCUGAACAGAAAGUGUAUCCUGUGGAAAUAGUUAUGGCCAGGCAGUGAGCUGAUCUUCCAUACAUUCUUUCACUCCGUGUGAAAUAGAGGUGUGUUUGAUUUUCUUCUACCAAUUUCAGUUGUCUCACUGUGCUCUGAAAUCUCCAGAUUGAUUAAUGGAGCUUCUCUGGAGAAAAAAGAUGUUUCUCUCCCCUACUU